AAAAGCUAGAGCACCAACAAACAACCACCAUUAAAGAAGAAAAUGCCAUGUUCAAAAGAAACUCUUGCUUGGUUGUUCUACAAUGCCUCAACCUUCUUCCUCCUCCUCCUCCUCUUCCUCCACUUCUCCAUCACUUUCUUGCUCAAAUUCUUGCACUUGAUUGGAAGCUACCCAAUAAUCCCAAGAAAUCAAAAUGACUUUGAUUACAUGUUCUCUGACGAGGAGGAGGAAGAGGAGGAGGUGGUCCAAUAUAACAACAACAACUAUUUCCAUGUCGAAAGCGCGCCGGAAUCAAUUGCUUUUGUGUCAGACAACUACAACCAUCUCCACAGGAAUCAUGAUUUUUGUGAAGAAUUACCAGAGAAGGUGAAUGAGCCUGUGAUUGAAGAAUUACAAGAUGGAAGUUUUGAUGAGCAGUUUGGUUCUGCUAAUGAUUAUGAUGACUUAUCACCAAGUUCAUCAGAAUCGGUACAAGGUGAUGCAGAUGUUGUUGAACAAGAGAUCCCAAAAAGAUAUGCUGAUUCUCUCCACAAUUUUGUCCAAAAUCAAAGCUGCCCCACAUUGCCAACUUCCAUAGAUCAUCAACACAAAAGUGGUUUUGUGGACAAUGACAAAUUCCGUGACGAUUACUUUGAGGAUCCGAAAUUCGAAAAAACAAAGUUGGAUUCAAAUUUUUCUGAAGAUGGGAACUUUUUAGAUUAUGCACCAAACCAAUUGGAGUCCAGAAAGCUUAAAGCUAUAGAGAAGAAUGAUGAAGAGAUUUUUGGAGAUUCAUGUACAAAUGGGUCUACUUCUAAGAGCUCCUCUGAAUGGAGAAGUUCAAUCAAUUGUAGAGAUUCAGGGACUGAAGAUCCAUUCUCUUCUUCUUCAAGAAGAAGUUGCCCAAAGUGGGAAUCCUACACUGUUUUCCAAAAAUAUGAUGAAGAGAUGAUGUUCCUUGACAGAAUUAGUGCACAAAAGCUCCAUGAAACAGAGUCACUUAGGUCCAUCAAAGUGUGUCCAAGAUCAAUUUCAGAGAGAAUUGUUCACAAGUUUGCAACAAUAAACAAGACUAGGUCUUCUGACAUCCGUCACAACCCGUAUCAUGAACUAGAAGCUGCUUAUGUAGCUCAGAUUUGCUUGACAUGGGAAGCUCUCAAUUGGAAUUACAUCAACUUCCAACGGAAGAGAGCUGCUCGUCGUCGCGAUUUUGAUCCAGGGUGCCCUGCUGGUGUUGCUCAGCAAUUCCAACAGUUUCAAGUUCUUUUACAAAGAUACAUAGAAAAUGAGCCUUAUGAACAAGGCAGAAGACCUGAAGUCUAUGCCAGGAUGAGGCUCUUGGCUCCCAAGUUGCUUCUAGUACCCGAAUAUCGAGAUUUUGAAGAUGAUGAAAAGGAUGAAGGGUAUGGCUCAAGAAUUUCAACAGCUUUAUUUCUUAUGAUCAUGGAAGAUGGGAUCCGAACAUUCAUGAAUUUUCUCAAGGCUGAUAAGCAGAAACCCUGCCAGAUUCUCAAAGCCUUCUUCUCUACAAAUCGAAGAGGUUCUGUCGAUCCUACACUUCUUCAUUUGAUGAAGAAAGUUAACAACAAAAAAAAGAUGAAGCUUAAAGAUCUUCGCCGGGUUCGAAAAUGCCUGAGGAAGAAGAAAUUAACAGUGGAAGAAGAGAUGGAGAUUUUGAUGGGUCUAAUUGACCUCAAAGUGGUGUCUAGGGUUCUAAGAAUGAUUGGUUUAGGUGAAGAACAGAUGCAUUGGUGUGAAGAGAAGAUGAGCAAAGUGAGAGUCUCAGAUGGGAAACUCCAAAGAGAUUCCUCAACGCUUUUCUUCCCAUCACAUUGACCCCACCAUUACACUAUUUAAUUUGUUGCUUUGAUGACUCGAUCAUCAAUGUGUUGCACACACACACAGAUGGAUAUUCAUAUUACGUGGCUAACCCCUUUUGUAAAUAAGAUAUACUCUAUAUAUAUAAUUAAGAAUGCAUCACAGUCAA
Molecule: messenger RNA, 1966 nt
Organism: Tripterygium wilfordii
Lineage: Eukaryota; Viridiplantae; Streptophyta; Magnoliopsida; Celastrales; Celastraceae
Exons: 6
Coding region: 43-1815 (590 amino acids)
Source: RefSeq, a predicted model, not a curated record